AUGGGUGACGCAUUAUUUGCAAGUCUUACACAUGGAAUGACCAAUGACUGUCGUCUGGCAAACGCAAGAUUGAAAGAAACCUUGAUGAACUACAACUUCAGAGCUUUUUUAAUGGAGAGAACAUUAUCCAAGUGCCCAAAUGACGACUGUAAUCUCGCCUUCAUUUUCAUCUUGGAACCGCGCGAUUACGACCGAUUGCUGCUACAAGUGCAUUUUGAAACCCGCCCCACAAUCCUUGUUCAUCACUCGUUUGCUGAGUUGCUCGAAGCGGAUCGUAAAACCCGUCGAUUGCUUCUGGAAGAUAACAGUGUUGGAUGUCAGGUUGGCCCAGAAAUGGCAACCAAGAUAAUUGAUGCAUGUCCACCGGUUCACAAUAUUCCGUGCCAGACUGAUUUCAUGGUCGGUAAGAAGGAUACGGGCGGUCAGACUGACGAUCUCUAUCGAAAUGAUGCUGGGUGCCAAGUGACUCCAGAGAUGCCGCAGUUUGAGAUCAGCGGAGUGAUUCAAUCGAACUCGGUGCCAGUCGUGAAUAAUGUAGCUGUAACUGUCGUGGAGAGACCAACAAGCCCAUUGGUAACUAUGGAGGUUCAAGAAGAUGACGACGUUGUGUUCAUCGAGACCCGCAUGCGUAUUCCACACGUUGAGCCGAUUGUGAUUGUGAAGGCUGAGGAGCCGGAAACCGAACCAGUGGAGGAAGAAGAGAAUCCUCUGAAUUUAAAUAUCACAGCAGAGCUAGAAGUGAAGACAGAGCCUAUUGAAGAGGUUCACACUGCUUUGGAGAAGAGUGAUUCAGAAGAAGAGCCUGUAAAAAUUGUUCCAGCGCCCGAAACUCCUAUUGUUAACGAACAAGUCUCUAUGACCACUCCACAGCGAAUUUUCAGUACUUCAUCCUUCAAUAGUGCUAUCUCUUCUGGAUCGGAUUCCUUUUAUACUCCGCCCACUGCUAAUACAUCGGCAACCAUCAUGGGAAGCGCCGCCAAACGUCCCAAGUACUCGGAUAUUGAAAUGUGUCAGAGAUGCUUAGAUGUGACCUACUACACUCAUUUCUACGAAUACGUUAGCCAUAUUCUAGAGUCACAUGUUUCGAUUUACCGAUUUAAAUGUACCCUGUGUCAGAAAAAAUUCAGCACUUCUCAAGGCGCCAACCGCCAUCUAAUGAGCCACGUCGAGGAAGGACUGGGCAAUGUCCCAAUGAUGAUUGUCCCGGAAAUAUCCGAUGAUCAUCUCCGCAAGUUUAUUAUCGCUGCCAAUGAAUGCUACCCAGAAAGAUUCCGAAACAUUCCACAUCAAGAAAUCGCCGAAAGCAUGCUCGACACUUUUAUUCGAUUAGCGCAGGAAAUUCAGAAGAUCGACGACGAUGUCAAAGAGCUGAGGCAGGCGGAGCAAGCAGUGCAGAGAGGUGGAAAAAUGGGGCUGAAAGUUUCGCAAAUUGACGGAUUCCAUGAGAAAUUGAGGGUAAAAAUGGACUCGGCAGUGCAACGAAAAAUGGAUCAGUUUGAUGAGAAGUCGAAUGAGCUCGAUAGCAUUUUCAGAAGUCUUCUAUGUAUGAGUUCAGAGGCUCCGACAGCGGAAAACUUUGAAAAAGAUACAGAAAUCGUGUCAGGAUAUUGUUCAGAGCUCAAAGCCUUCCUCCAAUCGGAUCGAAGUGGCGACUGCCCGCGAAUCUCAUUAUCAGUGGAGCAAUCCGUUCGGAGGCUUCUCAACAAUCCAUGA
Caenorhabditis briggsae is the source of this 1713-nucleotide messenger RNA. The coding region runs from base 1 to 1713 and encodes 570 amino acids. NCBI's taxonomy places the organism in Eukaryota, Metazoa, Nematoda, Chromadorea, Rhabditida, Rhabditidae. The record is from RefSeq and is a predicted model, not a curated record. The transcript is spliced from 10 exons.